Heterotrigona itama is the source of this 461-nucleotide messenger RNA. The record is from the annotation of a GenBank genome assembly. NCBI's taxonomy places the organism in Eukaryota, Metazoa, Arthropoda, Insecta, Hymenoptera, Apidae.
AUGGAACAACAACGAAGAAAGCGAAAGUACGAAAAUUUAAUCGAAAUUUCUAAAAAGAACGUGGAAAUAUCUCAACGAUCGGGAAAUUAUCUCGUCAACAAUAUCGUCCGUGGUGGGACACGUGUUCCGGUUACCCGUCGAUAAGACGAAAGCAAGAGGUAGCAUCGCAUUGCAAAGGAUGCGGCGACUUUUGCCACGAGUGCGAAUACGGCGUCGUAACGUCGAACGUUUGCGGGACAACGGAAUGCGCAAAGGCGAGUAAUCGAAUCGUUCGUUGGCUGCAGGGACCCGACGAAUCUUGCGGGGGACCGAGAGAACUUUUCGGUACUUGCGGCGAAGGCAUGCGCUGCACGUGCAAUCAAUGCACAGGUUGCAGUUCAGAGAACUUGAGAUGCUCGAACGUUCAAAAUCCUUGUCUGCGCGAUAUCAACACAUUCGGAAGAUGGCCUACUAUCAUGUAA